AUGGCCUUUCUAAAGAAAAAGAGUACAAGUGGUGGCCAUUCGCGAUCAGGGUCAGCAUCAUCGAUACUAAAUAAACAUGUUGAUCCUGCUAACAUAAGCGAGUUUUAUCCCUCUGUUUCAGAGCACAAAACCGCAACGGGUCUCAAGAAUGACUAUACGCUUGAUAGCAGUAGCAAGAGUUCGAGAAAAUCGUCCGGUGGCAGUACUAAUUCAUUGACUUCAGAGAAGCUUUUAUUCAAUUGGGAUGUCACUGACCCCAGUCAAUGGACGAUGCCCCGAAUAAUACAAUGGUUCAGAAGCAAUGAUUUCAAUGAACAGUGGAUAAACUUCUUCAAAAGGAACAGCAUUAGCGGGAACAAGUUCUUGAAGCUUCUCGCGUACGAUAAUUUCGCUCCUUACGAGAAGAAUUUAACACACUCGAAGACAUCCUGCUAUGAACGAUUCCAAUACUUGUUGAAAAAAACUUUGGAGGAAAAUGUCGUAAAGGGUAAUAAUAGAAAUGGUAACCGCAUAAUAAACAACUCUAGGUCUUCCAGUGAAUCGGCCAAAAUAAAUCAACGGCUUCCUAAAUCCUUCUCCACACAUAUUCGAAGUACCUCUGAAUCAGCGCUGUUAGGAAACAAGGCUGCCGAUAGCGUAGCAGAACAACAACAAAACGGAGGUGACGCUAAUGGACACAAAAAACAUAAUUCUAAUGAGCACAAUGUGCCGCUAAGGCAUACUAAGACAAACAGUGCCAGUGCGUUAUACAGAAGAAGUUUAAUCAGCUUGAGAAAUUCGUCUACGACAAAAGAACCAACGGUGAAAAAUGAUAUUAAGAUUACUAUACCCCCACGUCCAUUUUCCUCAAUUGAAAAUAAUUCGAGUAAAUCACCACCUGUUCCUGCGCCAGUUAGUCCAUCGCAUUCUGCUUACAGUGGUAUUUUUAAAAGACAGCUGAAAAGUAGCUCUUCUGAAUCUUCUCUGUUCAACGCAAUAUUUGGGCAUGCUCCUCCAGAGGAAUCCGUUGAAAACACCGAAACAACAACACCCAAAGUACAGGAAAAUAAGAGGACAUCUAUUCCCCCUAUGGCAUAUUCAUCCCCACUGAAACUCAAUCCGUAUACUGCGGAUGAAAAGGCAACUCUGUGGGACAAAAUAAAACGUAAAGGGCCUCCUACGGAAGAGUCUCCAACAUAUACCAGCUCCAACCCAAUAAUAGAAGAAGGUAGGGAAUCGUCUACCCCUUCGCCAAAUACUGUGCAAAUUUCUGAAGAUAUGUAUCCUAAGAAAGCUUCAAAUUCUACGGCACUAUUUAUUUUGAUUACAAAGGACAACUCUACAUUCAGUCCAUUCAACAUAAGGCCAUUUUUGCAAAAAGAUGUUCAUGAAUUUAAGCGUGCUCUAGCACUAGCAUUAGGAAUAACACAUCUUAAUUUCACAGUUCAUCUUACAGAUUUUGGAGCAGAAUAUGGAAGCAAAAUUCCAGAUAAUCUGCUUGAGAUGCUUCAAAAAGUCUCAUUUCAUAACGUGCCAAAGAAACUCUAUAUCAAGGACAUGGAAAAGAUUGUACCUACCAGGGCUAGAACGGAAACCCUCAAUAGUCAACAUUCUGUGGCUGCCAGCUCCAUUAGCAAAUCUUCGGUGAAAUCAGGUGCUAGUAAUACAAGUACCGGUGAAGGUUCUUCUUCAGAUCUAACAUCAAUAGACGACCAGAGUUCGUCUCAUCGUAGGACAUAUCCUCAUACCCCAAGUCAUUACUACGAUAACAACGCCUCGUCAGAGGCAGAUUAUUGGUCUUUCAAAGAUGCAACCCCAGAACUCGCACCUGAUCCUGUUCCUGCUAUUUUGCCAAAGAGUAGACCCAGCAUUAAGCUUAACAGUGCUGCAGUAAAUACAAGUAGCUCUCAAAAGAGUACGUUUCGGAUUAUUCGUAAAGCAAGUGAUACUGAUAUUGAUUUCAAUAAACGACGUGAAUCCCCCUAUGCUAGAGUACCAGAAUUAGCACCUAAAAGAAAAGCACCAAAGCCUCCUAUUAGUUCAAGUACCUCUACAGUCAAUAUACCUACAACCACUAAUGAACAAUCACCACAGACUGAGAUUCCUUCUACGACAAAACUAGAACUGAAUUCAGAUAGCUUGAAACUGAAGAAAAAGCAAAGACCACCUCCCCCAAUAACAACAUAUUUGAACACAAGACUUUCAGUUUCAUCAUCAUCAUCUAAAGAUCAAGAAGAUUUAAAAGUGUCGCCUGUACAACCUUUUACUCCAGCUUCAACUCAAGUUAUGAUUCCUCAACCAUAUAAGGGUGCCCUUGAAACAUUAAAAACUCGGAAAUCGAGUUCGGACUUAGCUGUGAGACCCAGAAUGUCGAUGAAACGCUUUAGCAGAUCGAAUUCAUCUGUUAAUAGAAAUGUACUUUCAUCUUCUCGCCAGUCCAUUAACCGUACCAACUCAAAGACAUUAAUCAAUUCAUCUACAGCAGCCGAUGUCUUUGAUGAAAAUGAGAUAUCAUUUGCAGAUGCACCAGGACUAUCAGAUUCAGACGAUCAUUCGAUGUCCUCAGACGAAAUUAUAUGGUCGAAAAAUGAGAAAUCUUCGCCUAAAAACGAUGUGCCAGAAUUCAGUUUCAAUGGUGAGGAGUCUGUUGAUAUGGUUGGUUCCGAUACAACGCAAGUUUCAACUGGUGAAAACACAAAUACUCUAACUCCAAAAAAGAUGGCUUUGAGACCUUCGCCGGAUGUCGUUUAUCAAAAUUUGGAGAAGUUUUUCCCAGAUGCAGAUUUAGAUAAUCCUAUUCUCGAAGGAUUAACACCCCCUUCAUCGCCUAAUGUAGAGAAAUCACCUUCAAAUUCAAAAGAGUUUGGUGUAGCGAAAGCUAAACAGGAACAAAAUCCACCAUUUCUUUCAACUAGAGAAGAUAGCUCGCAAUUUUUAACACCUGUGUCAACACUGAAACCACCCAGAAGAACCAAAACCAUCAGAAUAAUUGCCCAGGAGGCUAGUGAAGCGAGGAAAAAUGAUGUCUCAAUGAAAUUGAAGAGAAAGAACACUAAAAUGUGGGGUACUAAAGUAGUUGAAAUUACAGACAAAAGAACCAUUUCUAUUAAUAAGGCCCGAAAUUCUAAAGGCGAAUAUAAAGAAUUCGCAUGGAUUAAGGGUGAAAUUAUUGGCAAAGGUUCUUUUGGCGCAGUUUACUUGGCUUUGAAUGUCACUACUGGAGAAAUGAUGGCUGUGAAACAAGUCACUGUCCCCCAAUUCAGUUCACAAGAUGAAUCAGUUAUUAGCAUGGUUGAAGCUCUAAAAUCAGAAGUGUCAACAUUGAAAGAUUUAAAUCAUCUCAACAUUGUACAGUACCUCGGUUUUGAAGAAAAGGAAGGGAUCUACAGUUUAUUUUUGGAAUAUGUUGCCGGUGGCUCUGUCGGCUCUCUUAUUAGGAUGUAUGGAAGGUUCGAUGAUCAAUUAAUAAGACAUCUUACCGUUCAAGUAUUAAGAGGUUUAGCUUAUUUGCAUUCAACAGGGAUUCUUCAUCGAGAUAUGAAGGCAGACAAUCUAUUACUAGAUAACGAUGGAGUCUGCAAGAUUAGUGAUUUUGGUAUUUCUCGGAAAUCUAACAAUAUCUAUUCGAAUUCAGAUAUGACAAUGAGAGGUACAGUUUUUUGGAUGGCGCCAGAGAUGGUGGAUACUGCCCAUGGAUACAGUGCUAAAGUAGAUAUAUGGUCUCUCGGAUGUGUUGUAUUGGAAAUGUAUGCUGGUAAGAGACCGUGGUCAAAUUUCGAAGUUGUUGCUGCUAUGUUCCAGAUAGGGAAAUCUAAGACUGCGCCUCCUAUACCUGACGAUACAAAAGACUUAAUAUCAGCAAGUGGUAAAAACUUUUUAGACAUGUGUUUCGAAAUAAACCCGGAGAAAAGACCUACCGCUGAUUUCUUAGUGAGUCACCCCUUCUGUAAAACAGAUCCGUCAUUCGAUUUUUCUAAAACUAAACUAGCCCAAUUCAUCAGGUCAAAUGAUAAACUAAACAACAGUAAGUUACGUAUCAGCUCACAAGAGUUAUGA
This is a messenger RNA of Kluyveromyces marxianus DMKU3-1042, 4035 nucleotides long. It is a transcript of the gene BCK1, whose product is annotated as mitogen-activated protein kinase kinase kinase BCK1. The transcript has a single exon. Gene Ontology annotation, molecular function: ATP binding; protein kinase activity. The record is from RefSeq and is a predicted model, not a curated record. Gene Ontology annotation, biological process: protein phosphorylation. The coding region runs from base 1 to 4035 and encodes 1344 amino acids. Lineage: Eukaryota; Fungi; Ascomycota; Saccharomycetes; Saccharomycetales; Saccharomycetaceae.